CGCUCCGUCUCGCCUGUCACUCCCCCUCCUCCCGGCUCUAGCGAGCGAGACUUUCCAGCGAGCUCUCCCUGCAGCAGCGUUAACAGCCGCAGCACCAGGUAAUCUUUGUGACAGGAUGGCUGAUCAGCAUCAGGACUUCAGUAUGACAGAUGAUCAUUUGGUGAGCCAAGCUAGGUGGAAUCAGACAGGCUCCCCCCUCCAUAUACCAGUUGAUGAUGGAUCUGAUGAACCAGGGUCUGAAGCUUCUGAUGCUAAGAGUACCCCAACUGUGGAAGAUAUUACCGCUCCAUUAGUAGAGGACAGAACAUAUGAGGAUCGGACUUCAGCUCGUCAGCAUGCAGAGAUGCUUGAAGGAACCACAGCUGAGGAAGCAGGCAUAGUUUGUACUCCUAACCAUGAGGACCAUGCUUCCGGGGAUGCUCAAGCUCACAUUGACAACAGAGAUAAAAAUGAAAUUGAGAUUGAAGAGCCAAAACCAAAGACAUCUAUAUCUUCCUCUGUCAAAGUCCCGCAAAGUAGAUCUUCCAUUAACCCCAAACGCAGCUCCUCUGUUAGUUCUAUCCCUUUGAAAAAACCCUCCAACCCUCCUGAGUCCUCAGUAUCAGCAGCCACCCCUAAAUGCAUCUCUUCUAUCGCAUCCCGAUCAACCAGUACAGGAAUAAAAGAAAAAAAAAGCAAGGGUCCGGAUAUGAAAAGUGCAUCGAAGAUAGCCACUCCCCGCUCUGCUGUGCCCCAGAAUCAGAAGAGCCCAGCCAGUGCAUCUCGGAUCCCUUCCAAAACUCCCACCAUUCCUAAGACUCCACCCAGCCUCACUGCUAAGAAGGAGCAGAGAAGGCCCCCUAGCACAGCAGCAAAAUCUGAGAGAGGUGAACCAACCAAGUCUGGAGAUAGAAGUGGGUACAGCAGUCCUGGAUCUCCAGGAACCCCUGGCAGUCGCUCCCGCACACCGUCCUUGCCAACUCCACCAAACAGGGAGCCCAAGAAGGUUGCAGUGGUUCGUACACCACCAAAAUCCCCUUCUUCUGCCAAGAGCCGCUUGCAGACAGCACCCAUCCCCAUGCCAGAUUUGAAGAAUGUCAAGUCCAAAAUUGGUUCCACUGACAACUUGAAGCAUCAACCUGGGGGUGGAAAGGUGCAGGUGGUUAAUAAGAAGCUGGACUUUAGCCAUGUUCAAUCCAGGUGUGGAUCAAAGGAUAAUAUCAAACAUACCGCAGGAGGAGGCAGUGUACAAAUUGUUUACAAGCCAGUGGAUCUUAGCCAUGUAACGUCCAAAUGUGGCUCUCUGGAUAACAUUCAUCACAAACCAGGUGGUGGACAGGUGGAGGUGAAAUCUGAGAAACUGGACUUCAAAGAUAAAGUGCAAUCAAAAAUUGGGUCAUUAGAUAACAUCACCCAUAUCCCUGGAGGAGGAAAUAAGAAGAUUGAGAGCCACAAGCUGACCUUUCGUGAGAACGCCAAAGCCAAGACUGAUCACGGAGCUGAAAUUGUCUACAAAUCACCCACUGUUUCUGGAGAUGCUUCUCCACGUCGCCUUAGCAAUGUCUCUUCGACUGGAAGCAUCAACAUGGUGGACUCCCCUCAGCUGGCCACAUUGGCUGAUGAAGUGUCUGCUUCCCUGGCCAAGCAAGGCUUGUGAUUGUGUUGAAGUGGGUGGAGAUAAUAAGAAGAGAAAAAUUCACUCUGGCCUUUCUUUCUGUUCUUUUUUUUUUCCAUCUACAUCCCCCAUCAUUCCUAUUUAUUUUAAAUUAAUGUCAGCUCUUUUAAUCUGCUCCCUCUCCCUCCUCCAGUUAUUCAUUCAUCUGUGGUCUCAGGAUUUUGUAAUUAUUAACAACUUGGAAGCAAAGAUUUCCAUCCUAUAUUGAAGAAGCUAUUUAAAAGACUCCCACAUCCUUUCACCCCCUGACCCAAAACAAAAAGAAACGUAAUUGAUUGCCAGAUAAACUUGUGAUGCUUCAAAUCUGUCUUGGGAAUGUAGGGCAGUAUUUCCUGCUGUACAUGCUCAUUACUUGGCCAAGUUUUUUUUCAAUUACAUUUAUGACAUAGAAGCCUCUUGACAACCUUCUUAAAGAAUCAUUGCUGCUGACUGAUUUAGGUAUAGAGGUUAAUGCAGGUCCAGAGCAAUUUCCACUGUACAAGCAGACCUUCAAACGUCUCCCCCUGCUGGAGCUGGAAAGCUAGGCAUUAGAAUUUCACCUUUGAAGGAGGAAUUUUGGCAUAGGAAAGAGAGCGGAAGAGCUGUUAUGUUACAUGCACACCCAUUCUUUUUUGUACUGAGAACGUUUGUGAACCAGGUUUAAGUCCAACAUAUAACUGCAUGCAUUGGCUAAUUAAGACAUAAGCCACAACUGCCUUGAAAGCCUACAAGAAUGCUAGUUCUCUAAUUGAAAUGGUAUAUUUUUAAGAGGCAGGGUGAUACCUUAUCUAUUUUCUAUUUGUGUCUAAAAUUAACCAUUUGACUUGAGGUUAUAUAGUCAUACUUAUUAAAAUAAUUGGACUUAAAUUGGUUCCUUAAAUCCCAGGUUCUUUUAAUUUUAAAAGUUAGCAUCCUUUUCCCUCUUUUUCGAACAGUAACUAUUGCCUCUCUCUUCCUCCCUCCUCACCUUCAACCUCCACAAUGUUGGGUAGCCUGUCACACCAUAGAAAGGGCUGAUAACACACAUUUGAAUUUGUCCAGAGUUGCUGGGGAAGUAGCAGAUUUGCCCUUGUGUUCAGCCCAAUAGGCCUGGUUGUUCCAAUGUUUUAUGUAAAUGUAGAAAUUUGUGAGGUAGAGGUGUGGCUCUAGGCAUAUUUAAAAUUUAAGGAAUUGGUGUAUUUAUUUAUGGUGCAUGCAGGUGUUUUUUUAGGAAGGACAAUUGCGUGAAAGGACAUCAGUUCAGCAGAUGUGGGAACAUGUAUACCUUGACCUGUAUCAUGCAUUUUUAGAGUACAUGUUUAUGUAAUACUUGUGUAUUUGAAAGAAACAUCACAGAUCAAAAAUCAUAGCCAGAAGCAAGUACACUCCUUUCAAUAGUUACUAUUCAUUCACUUACAGAUCAUUGUGCAUUAUUCAGGAGACUCUUUAGCACCCCAGAUAUUGAAGAACUGGUUUGCAAUAGACCCACCACCAUGCCAACUGUUAGGGAUGCUAGGAGUUGUAAUUCAGCAACAGCACAAUUGUAGUAGGAACUAGCUUAAGUGUGAAGUAUGUGCAUCUACUGUUAAGCUCACUCACUGCAAUGCAACCAGCAGCUACUUCUUAAAAAGACCUUUGAUUCCUGUUAAGAUCUGUAGGCUUUACCUGAUCCACUGUGUAGAAGGAUAAUUUUCAUAGGGCAAGUUCCAUGAAAGCACUGGUUUAGCAAGCUAUCUUGCUUUUCCCCACCUGCUGCUGUUGGGAGAAAUUAUUCUGUGAUGGGCAGGGAGGGGGAGAGAAAUGGUACUUGAUGUUCCACCAAAUAUUGCUGGAUUACAACUCCCAUCGUUACUUGACAUGGUGGCUAUGAGCAAAUUUGGAAUCUGACAAUAUAUAGAAGCUGCCAAUUUGCUCCAGGAAGGGUUCUGUAAAUGAAAGGGCUCUAUUCCUUUGCCCUGUUUUUUCAUUUCAGACCAAGACAUACUCGUCCAAGCAUGCACGUUACAUAAAUAUACCUGCGGAGGGCAGCAAAUUGGAUUAAGUAGAAAUUGUGAAUAACUGGUUUGCCCUUUUCUAUCAGAGGUAGUUGCAGGUGCUUGAAAGCAUCUGAAAAUUGCUAGUAGGGGUUUUUAAGAUGAUUUGACCAAAAUUUUAAAAGAACACAAAAAUAGGGAGUCUUUAUAGGCUGGGUAGGAGGAGGAAGACUGUUGGGUCAAUUAUACUGGGGUGCUUUAAGUGCACCUAUGAAUAUCUAGUUGAUUUUUCAGGUACUUCAUUCUUUCCACAAUAACUGAAGCUUUCAGCGUGUACAAUCAUCAUGGGCUUCUUUUUCAUCGCUAUUGGUCUCUCCUCCCUUUUCUUGGGUGCUCUUAAACCCACAGAGCAACAGUAGGCAAUCAUCCCUUUCCAGCCUAGUUCAUGGCACCCAUCUGGGCUGUCAUGAAAAAUUCCAGCUUUGUACCCUUUCUAGGGUUGUUGGGCAUCUUUUCCUGCGUAAUUCAGGAGUGUAAUGUUUGAGCCAACAAUCAUGAGAGAGAUUGGUUUGAGUUCUCAGCAUGUACUAGUUGGAUGCUUCGUGUAACCAGAGGUAAUCAUGCUAAAACACAAAAGGUGGUCUGCAUGUGGCUCAUCAGCAGCAAGAGUUGACAGUUGUCAAGCUGAAAGGAGCUGGGCUGUUAAGAAAACUGGGUUGCUCUGGAAGCAACCCAUUUUUAACAUGUUGACCUGAUUCCAAGUCUUUAAUUUUUAACUUACCAAAAUCAGGACACCUUAGUAGGCAACAGGUUGGGCAUCCAUGGUAAAAAGAAACUCUUUGUUUCCAAGCCAAUUAAAAAAAGGCACAGCAAGGGCUGUAUCAUUUGCUUUAUGUUAACACCUGUCACAUUCUGGGGGAAGGGGUACAGGAGCAGCAGCAGGUUGAACAAAUCUCACAAGUUGGCCACUCUGUCAGCAGCAUUACCCUUUUGACUUUCUGUAAAGCAUGAGGUUCAUUCAUAGCACCAUAACAGUAUCCCUCUUUUUUAGUACUGAGAUUGAGCAAAUGAUUUCCCCAUGACCUUUAAUCAGUUCAAGUGAGGGCUGGAGCUGCAGUUUCCUUGUUUUUUAUAUGCAAAUCAACCAGCUGAAUCAGGUGAAGAUAGUUUUGACAAGCAGAACUUGUGGGAUCAGAAAGGGAGAGUGGCUGGACAGAAAGUAAUGGAUAGCUUCUAGAACGGAGUAGAUUUUACUCCAAGACAGAGCUCAAGUGGAAGAGAAGAUUUUGCAGAGGAUUCAUCUGUACAUCAACAGUCACCUUUCAGUCAUUUAUAAGCCUGUUGUUACCUCUGUAGUUAAGUUAGGAUGGUAGGUUUAUUCUUUUUUAAAUCUAAAAAUGAUCAAAUAAAAUCCUUUCACUGAGAAGCUAUACACUACACCAUUACGAUUUAUUUUUGCUUGCAUUUAAGGACUUUGGGCUGGAAAAUCUUGUAAUAUCCUUACCAGCUGCUGUAGUAGCAUAAGGCUAAAAAAAAAAAAAAAAAAAA
This is a messenger RNA of Python bivittatus (Burmese python), 5133 nucleotides long. RefSeq names its product microtubule associated protein tau (gene MAPT). The record is from RefSeq and is a predicted model, not a curated record. NCBI's taxonomy places the organism in Eukaryota, Metazoa, Chordata, Lepidosauria, Squamata, Pythonidae. Gene Ontology annotation, cellular component: neuron projection. Gene Ontology annotation, biological process: neuron projection development; microtubule cytoskeleton organization. Gene Ontology annotation, molecular function: microtubule binding.